AUGUCACCGUACUUCAAGCACGUGAAAGAAGCAUGGCAAAGGCGACAUCAUCCAAAUAUGUUGUUUUUGUUCUAUGAAGAAUUGUCUAAGGAUUUGGCCGCGGUAGUGCGGCGCGUGGCGACGUUCCUUGAGAAAGACAUCAACGAAGAACAGAUAGAAAAAUUAUGCGAUCAUUUAAAUAUUGAGAACUUCAAAAAGAACAAAUCGGUCAAUUUAGAAGAAGUAACUAAAUUGGCUAACGGAAACCUAUCUUUUAUAAGAAAAGGUCAGGUGGGCAACUGGAAGGAGUAUUUCGAUGAAGAAAUGACACAACAGGCAGAACGAUGGAUGGCGGACAACUUGCGCGAUACCGACCUCACCUUUGAACAAAUUAAUACUUAA
Messenger RNA from Papilio polytes (common Mormon), 381 nucleotides. Its product is annotated as sulfotransferase family cytosolic 1B member 1-like. Gene Ontology annotation, cellular component: cytoplasm. Gene Ontology annotation, molecular function: sulfotransferase activity. Gene Ontology annotation, biological process: sulfation. Lineage: Eukaryota; Metazoa; Arthropoda; Insecta; Lepidoptera; Papilionidae. The transcript is spliced from 3 exons. The record is from RefSeq and is a predicted model, not a curated record. The coding region runs from base 1 to 381 and encodes 126 amino acids.